GUCGAAGGUGGUUGGGGUUGACUCCGUGUAAUGUGUGGGUUGUUGAUUUGGUUCGUUGAUGUGACUGCAGAGGCCUAUUUUCUCACCAAAUGGUCGGUAUCUUGAGCUCGUCUAAGGGGAGCAGGCAUGGAUAGGACAAUUUGAUCCUCCGUCACGCCCAACUCAAACUCUGAUUUCGUUGGCUCACCCUAGGGUGUUGGAGUUCGUUAAGAUGAACUCUCUUCAUGUUCCCCACCCCUAUCCCCCUUUCAUCUCUGUCUUAUCUUUCAAUGAUUGGGCAUACAUCGUAUGCGCCUCCACGUAUGAUAAGGAGUAUUUCUCGCAGAUGACUAAGGCGUAUGUGUUAGCAGCUCUUGACAUGAAGGAGGAUGACCGGUUAGUUGACGCUUCGAUUAGGGACGAGAUCAUGAUGAAGAAGAAAGUCCUCAUUGAUCUGUCGAAUGCUACCUCCGAAUUUCAUUCUGAUCUCGUCCAUUCUGCCGCAUUAGAUCCUGCACCCUCUACUGGUGUUGCUGAUGAUGGUACUGUGCCAACUCCGCUUAUAGGAGGGGGCAGAGCUGAUCCUCACACUCCCUAUGUUGUUGUGCUUGCUGCUGCAGUUGGCAAGGGCCCUCCCUGCAGUUUAGCGGCAGGUGCGACACCGCUUGUUGGUGUUGUUGCACCUGUUGUUGCUCCACUUGAGCUUGCUCCUGCUGACAUUGCUGGUGGAGCCACAACUGGUGUUGUAGCUGCUGCUAUUGUGCCGGUUUGGGCAGCUGUAGGUAUUGUUGAGGCUGUGGCUGCGAAUGCGAGUGCUGUUGUUGUUGCAUCAUUUGCAAUUGCGCCUCAUGCUGUUGUCGUUGAUGGAGCUCAUGUUGUUGUUGUUGUAUCAAGCGUUGCUGCUGCUGUUGGGCGUCUGGCUGAUGCUGUUGCUCAGGCCCUUGUUCUUGCUGUUGUUGAUGCUGAGAGAGCAUGUGAUGUUGUUGCUCCAUCAGCAUUCAUGCGUUGUAGGGUUGCUGAUGUUGCUACCGUGGCUGCACCUGUUGGGCCAAUUGUUGCUGCAUUUGCAGUUGUGCCACAUGGGCUUGCUGUGUCUGCUCAUCCGGGUGUUGUUCUAGCAGCGGUUGUGCCUUUCGGUCUUGCUCCUGCUGCCACUGGGCCAGCAUCUACGGUUACUGUUGCAUUUGCAGUUGUGCGCCGUGGUGUUGCAUUUGUAGUUGUGCAUCGUCGGGGUGUCGUUGCAUUUGCAGUUGUGCAUCGUAGGCUUGCUGAUGUUGUUGUCUUGCCUGCAUCUCUCGAGCAAGUUGUUGCUGCAUUUGGAGUUGUGCCACUCGGGCUUGCUGUGUGUGGUCGUCUCGGUGUUGUCCUACCAGCGAUUGUGCGGUAGAUGCUGCUGCUGUCUGUGAUGCACCUGCUGGUGUUGCUAGACUGAAGUGAGCAAGAG
Molecule: messenger RNA, 1423 nt
Organism: Chara braunii
Lineage: Eukaryota; Viridiplantae; Streptophyta; Charophyceae; Charales; Characeae
Source: the annotation of a GenBank genome assembly